CCUCCCUGCCCAGCGCGCUCAAACCUCUCGUCUCGUCUCUGGCACACCCAUAAAUACCACGCCAUGGCUUUGGCUUCCCCACGUCUCCGCCACCUCCGACUCCGAUCCUCCUCCAGCCUACAACUCUGCAGCUAGCUAGCCGGCAGGAUCGGAGCUCGGAGGAGGUAGCUAGGGUGGUGCUGGUGCAGAGGCACAGGAGAUCUGAAGAACAAGGCCGGCCGGCCGGCCAGCCAGCCAAAGCAAUCCCUAUAUAUAUAUAUAUAUAUAUAUCGAGCAACAACAAGCAGAAAGCCAAUAAGGCAAGGAAAUUGAAGGGAGAAGAUGAGCAAGGAGUGCGUGGUGAACGCGUUGCUCAGCUGCUUCAUGCACGUGGGCCUGGCGCUGGUGCUCCUCGUCUACCUCCCCAUCGCCUUCAUCGGCCGCCUCCUGAAACGCCUCUUCGUCCGCCCCUUCGCCAAGGGCGAGGACCUCCGGGGCAAGGUCGUCCUCGUCACCGGCGCGUCCUCCGGCAUCGGCGAGCACCUGGUGUACGAGUACGCGAGGCACGGCGCGUGCGUGGCGGUGGUGGCGCGCACGGAGAUCGCGCUGCGCGCCGUGGCCAAGACGGCGCGCGACCUCGGCGCCCCCGACGUGCUCGUCGUCCCCGCCGACAUCACCAAGGUGGACGACGCGAAGCGCGCCGUCGAGGAGACCGUCGCACACUUCGGCAAACUUAAUCACCUGGUUGCCAACGCGGGGAUCUGGUCCAGCUGCUUUUUUGAAGAGAUCACCAACAUAACCGCUUUCCAUAAUGUGAUUGAUCUCAACUUCUGGGGUGCCGUCUACCCGACCUACUUCGCGCUGCCGUACCUCAAGGCCAGCCGUGGCAACAUCGUGGUCACCGCCUCCGUCGCCGGCAGGGUCCCUACAGCACGGAUGAGCUUCUACAACGCAAGCAAAGGUGCCGUGAUACGGUUCUACGAGACCCUGAGGGCUGAGCUGGGGUCCCACGUCCGCGUCACUAUCCUCAUGCCCGGCUACGUCGUCUCCAACCUCACCAAGGGCAAGGGCCUCCAGAAGGACGGCCAUGUCGGCAUCGACGAGGAGGCCCGCGAUAUCAACGUAGGGCCGAUGCCGGUGGGCAAGACGGAGUCGCUGGCGGAGGUGGUGGUGGCGAGCGUGCGGCGAGGGGACUACUACGUGACGUGGCCCGGCUGGUACUGGCCCUUCCACAUGGUGAUGUGCGCGGCGCCGGAGCUGCUCGACUGGUUCUCCCGGGCCUUCUACGUCUCCAAGUCCGGCGAGCAGGACGGCGGCGCCGCGCUCAGCAAGAAGAUCCUGGAGGCCGUCGGCGGGAAGAAGUUCCUCUACCCCAGUACCAUCCGAUCCCAGACCGCCAUUGCAGCUAACUGACUGACUGAAUUUGUCAACAUGUUAGCCACACAGAUAUAUAUAUAUACAGAUAUAUAUAUAAAUGUAAUGGUCUGUUCUCUGUUGUUGGAUUAGCACGGGAUGGGUCAAUAGGGCUGGGUGGAAUUGAAAUGGGUGUGCGCGUCCGAUCAACACUGUAUUUUUUAUUCGUUUUUUUCUUUUUUUUUUCUACCUUUUCUCUUCGUUUCAUUUUAUUACUACAAGUGAUCAAUGUGUGAAUUAAUACGUACGAAUGUUUAUGGGUGGUUGGUUUGUGGGUGCAAAUUGCACAAUUGAUGUUCGCCAGCAUUUAUCUGCUGAUCGAUCUCAAACAGAA
This is a messenger RNA of Sorghum bicolor (sorghum), 1726 nucleotides long. RefSeq names its product 11-beta-hydroxysteroid dehydrogenase 1B. The record is from RefSeq and is a predicted model, not a curated record. Bases 322 to 1392 code for a protein of 356 amino acids. Gene Ontology annotation, molecular function: oxidoreductase activity. NCBI's taxonomy places the organism in Eukaryota, Viridiplantae, Streptophyta, Magnoliopsida, Poales, Poaceae. The transcript has 6 exons.